Molecule: messenger RNA, 543 nt
Organism: Dovyalis caffra
Lineage: Eukaryota; Viridiplantae; Streptophyta; Magnoliopsida; Malpighiales; Salicaceae
Source: the annotation of a GenBank genome assembly
AUGCGGCUAGGCAAUGCUGUAAUUGCUCUCUUGCUCAUUUCCAUAAUAUCUAAGUUAACAGAAGGAAAAUCUAUACUCGAAGGAGUUCAGAACAAUUACACAACUGGCUUAUUAACAUCACCAUGGCUGAAGAAAGCAAUGAAUCAUGGCCCACGGCCACGCCCCCUGGCUGCUGGAGCAUGCCGUGGACAUGUAGAGAGGGACUACAUCCACCUCCAGCUCGAAUGCGGUGUUGUAGAAACCGAUGUGUUGAUGUCUCUUCGGAUAUGCCCGUUUACUUGGCGUUGUUGCCGCGGAUUCUGCGUUAAUGUAAAUGGCAGCCCAUUUAAUUGUGGCCGAUGCGGAAAUAGAUGCCCCUGGAGGGUCCGGUGUGUUUAUGGGAUGUGUGGAUAUGCUCAGCCAUUUCCUCCACAUCCAUUCCCUGGCCCACCUAUGCCUCAUCCUCCUUUUCCUUUUCCUCCUAGACCACCAAAGCCAUGGCCACCUCACCCACCAACCCAUCCCGGGGAAGAUCAACCACCUUCGAUCAAGAAACUUAAUUGA